Jaculus jaculus (lesser Egyptian jerboa) is the source of this 2749-nucleotide messenger RNA. It is a transcript of the gene Tepsin, whose product is annotated as TEPSIN adaptor related protein complex 4 accessory protein. Gene Ontology annotation, cellular component: trans-Golgi network membrane. The transcript has 13 exons. The record is from RefSeq and is a predicted model, not a curated record. The coding region runs from base 14 to 1738 and encodes 574 amino acids. Lineage: Eukaryota; Metazoa; Chordata; Mammalia; Rodentia; Dipodidae.
AGGGACCUGGACCAUGGCGGCCGGGCCGCCGCUACGAGACCGCCUGAGCUUCCUUCACCGGCUCCCCAUUCUCCUGAAGGGGACUUCAGAUGAUGAUACCCCCUGCCCGGGCUACCUGUUUGAAGAGAUUGCCAAAAUCUCCCACGAGUCGCUGGGCAGCAGCCAGUGCCUGCUGGAAUAUCUGCUGAGCCGCUUGGACAGCAGUUCCGGGCACGUGAAGCUCAAGGUGCUGAAGAUCUUGCUGUACCUGUGCAGCCAUGGCUCCUCCUCCUUCCUGCUCAUCCUCCGACAAAACUCUGCCCUCAUCCAGGAAGCCACAGCUUUUGCGGGGCCCCCGGACCCUCUCCAUGGGAACAGCUUGUACCAGAAAGUGCGGGUCGCUGCCCAGGACCUGGGUAGCACCUUGUUCUCUGAUGCUGUGUUGCCUCUGACUCCCUCCCAGCCACCCCAGGCCUUGCCUCCAGCAGGCAUGGGUGCCCAGGCCAGGCCUCACAGUACCCUCCAGGGCUUUGGCUACAGUAAGGAACCAGGCAGGGCAGGCUCUGCGGGUGAGGCAUUCCUCUCCACCAUCCAGAGAGCUGCAGCAGCAGUGGCCAAUGUUGUGCGCCCCGGGCCCGAGAAUCCCAGUACCCGAGAGCCUAUGCCAAGAGGCGACACCUACCAGCCUGCCGUGACACCUUCAGCUAACCACACAUACCCUGUCCCUGGCAACCUGCUCCCUGGGGCCAUCUUGGGAUCCAGAGCUGUAAGGCAUCGUCCUGGGCAGGCUGGAGGAGGCUGGGAUGAACUGGAUUUCAGCCCCAACUCCCAGAAUUCCUCCCACACCAGUGACUUGAGCAAAGUCUCAGACUCGGGAAGUCGGUCUGGCAGUGACAGCCACUCAGGAGCCAGCCGGGAUCCAGGUGACCUGGCAGAAAGGGCUGAGGCUGUGACCCCGAGUGACUGCCAGCAGGAGCUGAACUUGGUAAUGUCUGUGACACAGGGGCCACGUGCCUUCCUGAGCCGCGAGGAGACCCAGCACUUUGUCAAAGAGUGUGGACUGCUCAACUGCGAGGCUGUGCUGGAGCUGCUUCUCCGCCAGCUGGGCACCACCAGCGAGUGUGAACAGAUGAGGGCACUCUGUGCCAUUGCUGGCCUUGGGGGCGCUGACCUUCUGCCACAGGAACGCAUCCUCCUUCUCUCCCGGCAGCGGCUACAGGAGCUCAGUGUGGGCAGCCCUGGGCCUGUGACCAGCAAGGCCACCAAGAUCCUUAGACACUUUGAAGCCUCCUGUGGGGAGCAGCCCCCAGCCCCUAGGCCCCGUGCCCAGCCAAGCCCUGCAGCUGCUCUCCUGGGUUCAUCUGAUUUGCUGACCGGCCCUGUGCCUCCCCCUGGAGGACAGGUCUUCCUCCAGCCCCUGAGUGCCGUCCCAGUCUUACCCAGGAGCCCCUCACCAACCCCAUCUCUGGAUGCGUGCCCCCUUCCCAUCCUGGGGGACACUAGUUGGGCCAAGACCAGAUGGACAAGUUCCAGCAAACAAGGACCAGGACCUGAAGAGAACUCAGAGAGCAAGAACACCCCAAAGCGUGGCUCAAGCAGGUGUCCAUGGAGCCCCAACUCCUUGUUUGCUGGCAUGGAGCUGGUGGCCUGCCCCCGCACACCCUGCCCAGACCCCCAGAUCUGUCAGUCAGGGAUGCAGGGGAUGGCCACAGAGCCUUCAGGCUCAGAGCCAUCAGUAUUUGAGUUUUUAAAUGCAUGACUGUGUGAGCCCAGCUGGAGAGUCCCAUUGUUCUCAGCUGGAGGCUCCUAGGACCCCAUGGUCUUGCAAUCCCUGUGCCUACAGUCCCCGUGCCCAAGUGGUUCUCCUUGGGUGUCUGCAGUCAGCCCCUUUUCCCUUCCCCCAUCAUGGCCACAGUAUAGCAUCCCCCAAGGCAGGUGAACUCCAGGUGGUCCUCCCAGCUGUUAGAAUAGUCACUGAGUGGCACAGAGCCCAUCAGUGCACAGAACAGCCAAGACCAAGAUGGGGAUGCAGAAGAUGGGGCUCGAUUCGUACCUCAGGAGUCGUCUGCACAGCCACUGUCCUUCAGGGAGUCAGCUCUCUGACAUUGGCCCCCCUUUCCCUGCUGGCCAGACCCACACAGUCCCUCCUGUAGGUCUGCCUGUGACUGGAGACCCACCUGCAGAGGUUUCUAACACAUCUGCAGGGCUAGUGCUUCUUGCAGGGUGCUGGCCAUGGUCCCUCAGCCUAUGCUGCCUCCCUUUCCAGGAAGCCUGAGGAGAGAGACCGACUCCAGCGCUACCUCAGUUCUCAUCCACACCCGCACCUUUUGCUAGAUGCUGGUGAUGUGGACUUGAGCUCUUACAGCAGCUGACAGGGCUGCGACUGCUGGUCUAGGGUCCCCUGAGACGGGCCUUCCUUGCCUGACCCUCAGAGCCAGCGUUGUUGGGCUUUGGAAACACCCACUUAGUUCGUAGUUCUGGUUUUGAUUGCAGAUUCUUCCCCAGGAAGGCCAUAAGAGCUCUGAGCCACUGCCUUUGGGGCAGGUCACGGAUGAGGUGCAUAUGGCCUGCGGGAUCUGGUACCCUCGAGCUGAAUGGCCAUCUCCAGUGUCGGGUCUCCACAGGAUCCUGCUGUGGCUCUUGUACCACUCAGUGUGCCGCAGUUGCUUCCUGCAGACUGUGGGAGUGUCUGCUCACACAUCCUGACAUCUCAGAAGUCCCUGGGGAGCUGGCAUGUACACUUCCCAGUAAACACCGUUGUUUACAGAAA